AUUUCAUUUCAUCGCUCGUCCCUGUCCUAUAUCCCCCACCUCGUUCGCCCCAAUUUUCUCUUUAUUUCGUCCAUUUCCAUUUCACUUUCUUUUCUCUCCCCGAUUCUCUCCCAUUCUCCUUUGUUUCUUCGACACUAUUUAUUGUUGAUAGAAAUGGAAGCUACAAUUUGUCGCUCUUCCUUAUCUUCUUCUUCGCUGUUGUUGUUGUAUUGUUCUCUCUUCCAGACAGUUUCGCCGCUUCAUCGAUGAGCGAGCCGUGCUUCUAGCUCAUUUACCCCUCUAGAUCUUUUGUUUAACUUUGAUCCCGUACUGAUAAUCGCUAAUUGAAGCAUGUGCAGUGGCCCGGAGCAAUCUAAAUCGUCAUCCACUCCAUCUGGGAUAACUGUAGAGACCACAUCUAACACCAAAGAAAUGAAUAACCUAGCUGCUCAAACUGAAGAUUCUCUUUUCAGCUUACUUGAUCUUGCUGCUAAUAAUGAUGUUGAAGGCUUUAAGCGAUAUGCAGAGAUGGAUGCUUCAAUUGAUGAGGCUGGACUCUGGUAUGUACGCCAGAAAGGCUCAAAGCAGAUUGUUCUCGAACAUAGAACUCCAUUAAUGGUUGCUGCUACCUAUGGCAGUGUUGAUGUUGUUAAAUUUAUAAUAUCGCAUUCUGUGGCGGAUGUAAAUUUCUCGUGUGGCCAAGAUAAAACCACUGCUCUUCACUGUGCUGCUUCUGGUGGAUCAGUUAACGCAGUUAAUGUUGUUAAGAUGCUUUUAUUAAUGGGUGCCAAUCCAAAUCAUACUGAUUCCAAUGGCCUCCGCCCAAUCGAUGUUGUUGUUGUUCCUCCAAUGUUGCAGAGCAUGAGAGUGGCUCUUGAAGAACUCCUUUCUAACAGUGCUUCUGUUGGCUCUGUUUGUGAGCGCAAUCUACAAGUAUCUAGUAGUUCCUCUUGUUCUGACUCACCAGCCCUUUCGUCAUCCCCAGAAAACGUAUUGCCAUCUUCUCCUUCAGGGAUGGUAUCUUCUCCAAUGGCUUCAAAGUUUUAUGAAACAACUGUUAGUUCUGCAUUGGAGAAGAAAGAGUACCCUGUGGAUCCGUCACUCCCUGACAUUAAAAAUAGUAUCUAUGCGACGGAUGAAUUUCGCAUGUUUUCAUUCAAGGUUCGCCCUUGUUCUCGAGCUUACUCACAUGACUGGACUGAGUGCCCUUUUGUGCACCCUGGAGAAAAUGCUCGGAGAAGAGACCCAAGGAAGUACCAUUAUAGCUGUGUCCCUUGCCCUGAUUUCCGGAAGGGCGCUUGUAGGCGUGCUGAUAUGUGUGAAUAUGCUCAUGGAGUUUUUGAGUGCUGGCUGCACCCGGCUCAAUACCGGACCCGGCUGUGCAAGGAUGGUACCGGCUGCAAUAGACGGGUCUGUUUUUUUGCUCACACAGCUGAGGAGCUCCGUCCAUUGUAUGUAUCCACUGGAUCUGCUGUCCCAUCUCCCCGCACGUCUGCCUCUGCUCAUAGUGUCAUGGACAUGGCUGCUGCAAUGAGCCUUUUACCGGGGUCUCCAUCAUCAAUAUCUGCCAUGUCGCCUUCUCCAUUUGCUCAACCUAUGUCUCCAUCUGCAAAUAAUGGCAUUUCACACUCAGUUAUGGCGUGGCCCCAUCCAAAUGUACCAACCCUUAAUCUUCCAGGAAGCAACCUUCAAUCCAGUCGCUUGAGAUCUUCCCUUAGUGCUCGAGACAUUCUGCCUGAUGAUAUGAAUGUGAUGCUGGAUUUUGAUGCCCGGCAACAUCCUUUAAAUGACCUGACUUGUUUUUCACAGUCCUGGUCAAAUAAUGUCUCUGCUAACCGUCCAGGUCGAUCCAAGACACUAACACCUUCAAACCUUGAAGAGCUAUUUUCUGCUGAGAUCUCUCUGUCCCCCCGGUAUUCUGAUGCUGCAGCUUCUGCUGUUUUUUCUCCUACUCACAAAUCUGCUGUUCUUAAUCAAUUCCAACAGCAGCAGGGCAUGUUAUCGCCCAUCAACACAAAUGUUUUCUCCCCAAAAAAUGUCGAUCACCCUUUUUUACAGGCUUCAUUUGGUAUCCCAUCCCCAGGAAGGAUGUCUCCAAGAAAUGUGGAGCCAAUCUCCCCAAUGGGUUCUCAUCUCUCUGCAUUUGCUCAGCGUGAGAAGCAGCAUCAGCAGCUGCGCAGCCUCAGCUCGAGGGAUCUUGGAAGCAAUAACCAUGCCUCCAUUGUUGGUUCUCCUGCGGAUUCUUGGGCAAACUGGGGAUCAUCCCCAAAUGGAAAAUUGGAUUUUUUGGUUAAUAGAGAUGAAGUGGGGCGACUAAGGAGAUCAUCAUCGUUUGAGCUUGCUAACAAUGGGGAGGAGCCUGAUUUGUCAUGGGUCCAAUCAUUAGUUAAGGAGUCACCAACUGAGAUGACGGAAGAGAAUUUUGCAGUUCCAGUCUCAAGGGCUGCAGCAUCCGGUGAAGGUUUGAAUUCUAAUUCUCAAAGUGAAUCAACUGAUCAUUCUGUUUUAGGAGCUUGGCUUGAGCAGAUGCAGCUUGAUCAGCUCGUAGUUUAAAGAAAGUGAAUUAUUUUUUACUUAUUGAGAUAGGUUAAAAGAUUUCGGAAGGUACAUAAAAUUUUUUUGUGGGCUACUUUUUGAUGGUGAAGGUCAACUGGAGAAGUUGACAUUAGUGAAGUUGGAAAUUGGUGGUUAAGGCCUAAGAGCAAAGAAUGGCUGGAUAAAGGUUAAGGGACAUGAUUCAAUUUUUUUACCUAUUUGUUGUUUAAAAGCAGAAGUCUGGAGAGAAGGAAGCCUAACUUUGGGCUAAUAUUAAAGAAACCCAAGUCCUGGUUAGGUAUCUCUCUAAAGUAUAUCUGUUUCUAGGGUUAGUGUUUUUGCAGAACUUUAUAUUUUUCUUUAUUUAUUUUUUAUCUAUUCAUCUUUAAUAUAUCUCUUUAAAGGAAGCAUGCCAAAUUGCGACGGAAACAUUAGCUUUGUUUCCUUUUUGUUGGUGGUUAGGUAGUGUCGCAGAAAAGAGGGAGGCGAUAUGUUUAUUCGAUGAUGAAGAACUGAACUAAAGUUGUUAUGUGAUAAUUAUUAUUAUUAUUAUUU
Messenger RNA from Juglans regia (Persian walnut), 3069 nucleotides. Its product is annotated as zinc finger CCCH domain-containing protein 30-like. The coding region runs from base 331 to 2532 and encodes 733 amino acids. The transcript is spliced from 2 exons. The record is from RefSeq and is a predicted model, not a curated record. Gene Ontology annotation, molecular function: metal ion binding; protein binding. NCBI's taxonomy places the organism in Eukaryota, Viridiplantae, Streptophyta, Magnoliopsida, Fagales, Juglandaceae.